AUGUCGCUAUUCAGACGGCCGAUGCAGCACAUCGACAGGAAGGAGCUGUACACAAACCUCGAGGCCAGGAUACACUAUCUCCACUCUUUCCUCGACUUUAGUACCAAUGACAUCGAAGCGCUAGUAUCAGGCGCCAAGUACAUCAAGGCCUUGAUUCCGGCCGUCGUCAACAUCGUCUACAAGAAGCUGUUGCAGUACGACAUCACAGCACGCGCGUUCACGACCCGCAGCACGAGCUUCGAGGGCCCCAUGGACGAGCAGCCCGACGAGAACAGCCCGCAGGUCAUGCACCGCAAGAUGUUUCUGCGCGCCUACCUGACCAAGAUCUGCUCCGACCCGAGCGAAAUGGAGUUUUGGGAGUAUCUCGACAAAGUCGGCAUGAUGCAUGUUGGCCUCGGCCGCGCACAUCCGCUGCACGUCGAGUACAUCCACAUCGGCGCUGCUCUGUCCAUCAUCCAGGACAUCCUGACCGAGGCCAUCCUGUCGCAUCCGCGCCUGCACAUCACGCGCAAGAUCGCCAUCGUCAAGGCCCUGGGCAAGGUCAUCUGGAUCCAGAACGACCUCUUCGCCAAGUGGUACGUGCGCGACGGCGAGGAGUUCGCGGGCGAAAAGGAGGAGGAGAUCGUCGUCGAGCGUGAAGGCUACCUGCAUGGCAAGAAGAUCCUAACGGACGAGGAGAUGGAGUCGGACAGCGGCGGCGACGGGCCCGAGUCGUCGUCGGGGACCUCGGCGGCCAGCACGGUGACGACGCCCACGACGCCGAGCAAGAUCCCCACGCCAAAAUCCCCGACGCGGGCGUCACCUGGCAGCCGGGAAGCACCAUUUUCCCUUGUUCCAACCUUCAUCGCACGUUUCAACAACCACGACUUCGUUCCCCCAACCCUCGAGACUGUCAAAAUCGAGCUUCACGUCCAUCAACCCCAGCACAUCGUCCAAAAGAUGUCUUCCAACACCACCAAGGCCGACCCUCAGGCUACCACUGACAAGGAGAUGCCUGAUGCUUUGGGUGAAGCUCCUGGUCCUUCUACUCCCCUCCGCCCCAAAGCCAACAACCAGCAUGCGGGCAACGACAAGCCCAUGUCAGCCAUGGAGCAGAUUGCGUCAAUGGUCCCCUUCGGUGUUUCUCAGGCUGAUAAGGAGCGUUCCGAUGCCGACAAUCUCUUAGAGACCAUCCAACAGGCAUUCCUGGCCUCUAGAGAUCCUACCAACCCCAUCGACAUCCGAAAUGCGGCCAGUGAGGCCAUUAUUCCGUACCUCGAAGAGUUUCGCCACAGCUUCUUGGAGGCCCACGAGAAGGACCAGAAGAAGCUCGUCGUUAAUGUCAAGGAGAUGGAGCACCGCAUUCAUAAGCUUGAGCUCUGCGUCCAGGCCCUUAUGCUUGUUCUCAAGGUAGAUGCCAUGGAGGUCUCUGCUACUGCUGAGGACCUCGAGAAGCCUGAUGUCUGCUGUUUGCCAACUCUGCUUGUCACAUCUGGAACGGCGACAUUGUCCAACAUAAUAUCAGACUUUGGCGGCUCCAAGAGUCUCUACGAUGGCAAGCCAUCUUCUACUGCUGGCAAGAACAGGAAGUCACAGAGACAGCGAUUCCGGGAGAAGAAGGCGAGAGAGAUGAAGGCGCUUCGUGAAGCGGCCAAGGUCAGCGGGGACGCUCCAGAGACCCAGAAGACAGACACCAAAUCGCCCUAUCGCAAGAGCAAUCGCCUUGCCCGCGCGGCCGAGAAGGCCAAAGAGGAGUUGCAGAAUCACCAAGAUGCCGCUGACCUCAGCCAGGAGCGCUCCAGCAUCAUGGCGACUAAGUUCAAGGAUCAGGACGAAAAGAUUGACGCGUUGACGGCACGAUUGGAAGCGUUUGAGGCAGACAUGCGGCGCUCAGUGGACAAGGUCAACAAGCUCUUUGCCGACUACGACGAGAAGCUGGGCGUCACCGACCAGGCCAUCGUCCAGCUGGCCUUUAACAAGGAAGUCGUCAUAGAUGAGGCUGAAAACAUGCGCGAGAAGAUCAGGAAGAUGGACCACCGCAUCGCCACGACCAUGAGGCACUUCCGCGAGACCCUAUCCGAGGAGCGCGCAUACCAGCUCUGGAUGGACUACUACGAAGUCUGCAGAAGCGAGGAGUAG
Messenger RNA from Thyridium curvatum, 2118 nucleotides. RefSeq lists its product as uncharacterized. The record is from RefSeq and is a predicted model, not a curated record. Gene Ontology annotation, molecular function: heme binding; oxygen binding. The transcript is spliced from 12 exons. NCBI's taxonomy places the organism in Eukaryota, Fungi, Ascomycota, Sordariomycetes, Thyridiales, Thyridiaceae. The coding region runs from base 1 to 2118 and encodes 705 amino acids.